AUGGCGCCCGUACCGAGCUCAAUCCUCCGAGCUCUCUCCAUCACCGACCCGGCCAAAGCUAGCCUCUCCACCUCCGGCCUCGGCUCCGGCUUCACCAGCACCGGCGCCCUCCGCGCCCUGGUCCCUAACGCCAACGGCGACGAAGAAGAGCGCCGCUACUUCGUGAAGACCUCAGCCGACGGGGCCUCCGCGGCGGAGAUGUUCCGGGGUGAAUACGAGUCGCUGAACGCCAUCGCCAACAGCGUGCCGGACUUCUGCCCCCGGGCUCUAGCAUGGGGGGCAUUAGACGAGGACGAAGACGACCCGUCCAGCACGAACAAGAAAAGCUACUUCCUUCUCACCGAGUUCCUGGAUCUAGGCGUUGGCGGCGGCCACCGCGCAGGGAUCGCCUCGCCCUCCCUCUCCCUCGCGCACCGGCUGGCCAAGCUUCACACGACCCCUGCGCCAGCGGACCCAGACACCCAGCGGCGGCGGUUCGGGUUCCCCGUGCCGACGUUCUGCGGCGAUACGAAGCAGCCGAACCGGUUCUGCGACGACUGGGCGGAGUUCUACGCCAACGAGCGGCUGCUUACGAUCCUGGAGACCUCGGAGAAGCGCAAUGGGCGCGAUGGCGGGCUGAGGGAGCUGGUGGAGCGGACGGCGGGCACGGUCGUGCCGCGGCUGCUGGGGAAAGAGCAUUUGGGGUACGAUAAGAGUGGGAACGGUGAGGGGAUCGUGCCGGUCGUCGUGCAUGGGGAUCUGUGGAGUGGCAAUGCGGAUCGCGGUAGGAUUGUCCGCGGUGCCGCUGACGAGCAGGUCGUCGGCGAUGUCGUCUACGAUCCCUCGGCGUGCUAUGCGCACAGUGAGUUCGAGCUGGGCAUUAUGCGCAUGUUCGGCGGGUUUGGGAGCCGCUUCUUCGAGGAGUAUCACCGUCUCGUGCCGAAAACGGAGCCGGUCGAGGAGUAUGAGGAUCGCGUGCGGUUGUAUGAGUUAUACCAUCAUUUGAAUCAUCAUGCGAUCUUCGGGGCGGGAUAUCGGUCUGGAGCGGUGGCGAUAAUGGAGAGGUUGUUGAAGAAGUAUGGCUGA
Molecule: messenger RNA, 1065 nt
Organism: Aspergillus homomorphus CBS 101889
Lineage: Eukaryota; Fungi; Ascomycota; Eurotiomycetes; Eurotiales; Aspergillaceae
Product: putative fructosamine-3-kinase
Exons: 2
Coding region: 1-1065 (354 amino acids)
Source: RefSeq, a predicted model, not a curated record